AUGUCUGAUUCCGAAAGCAAUAAGUCUGAUACAGCUCCGGAAGAGACAAACAACAGCGAUUCAGAAGGUCAAUAUUACUCUGAUGCAUCUGCUUCAAGUACUUCAAAAUCAAAUCAAAAUGAAGAUUCAGAGGAAAAUGAAGAGCAAUCAUCAGAUCAUUACUAUCAAUCAUAUUCAGAGAAAAACUCAGAUAAUUCUUCAGGAGGAGAAGAGCAAAAUGAGGAACAAAAUGAAGAAAAUGAUGAAGAAGUAUCCGAUUCAGAUGAAAGAGAAUAUUCAGAAGAAGAGGAAGAAACAGAAAAGAAAACAUAUAAACGUCGCAAAUUAAUGAGAUCGAAGUUUUGCAAAAAUUUCAGUUUUCCUCCAACAGAUUACGACAAAACGAUCAAGAUAAAAAGCAAGUUUGAUGAACACCAAUCAUUAAUGAUCGCGUCUAUCGUAAAUAAAUGGAGAAAUGGCUUAUGUUCUUUAUUUUAUAGCGAAAAUUCAAAAUUUAGAAACAAAGUAAUUGUAGGAUCCAUCAUUGCUUUACACAAGAACCACAAGAACGUUCCUCCUUCCUUGAUAGUUUGCUCACAAAAGGAAGCAGCGAAAUUAAGUCGAAUGAUACACAAAUAUUCGAAGCUUAUCAUCUCAGUUAGCUCGAAAAAUAAGUUCUCUCGCGAUUUGUCGGACUGGGUGACCGAAGAUCUUCAAAAAGCUGAUGAUUUCAACGUUUUUAUUUGUACAAAGAAGUUUUUCAAGAAAAAACUCAAAUAUUUACCACACGAAGUUGCAUGGUCGACGGUUGUGGUCACAAAAGUCGGCUCAAAAACGAAAGAUACCAAGAAAUUUUGCAAAAUUUUUGAAAAAAUUUCUCAUUUUAGUUGCAUUUUAUGCUCUUCCGACCUUUCAAACAUGAAGGAACAAGACAUAAAGAACAUAUUCUCAUUAAUGAAGAUAAAAGUACCAAGUUCUUUUACAGAUCAACAUAUUUAUAUUUCAUUGUCAAGUUCUUUCGUUAAUUCCACGGAUACUGACCUCCCAAAACUACUAGGAUCGAUAGAAGGUACCAAAAACCCUUCAGUCAAUCCUUAUUACGAUGCUUCUGAAACAAAUAUUUUAUGUCCUAUGUCAGAAUACGAAUUUUCAGUUUAUAUCCAUCUAUUGAACAAAUCCAAGGAAUUACUGAUCUCCGGGAAGUACGAUGCCGCUGAUUUACACGACAUUGCGUCAGAUUUACUUUCCGCAUGCCACCAUCCGAUCAUUGUUGAUGGCGUUAAGGCGGGCAACUACAUACUAUCAAUACCAACUAAUAACCAUUCAGCGAAGAUGAUUGUUUUGGCAAAUUUAAUCAAAUCAAAAGAAUACGCAGGAGAAAGGAUCGUUAUCAUUACAGAAGACGCGGAUUCAUCUGUACUGGUGAAAUUCGGAUUGGAAUCUUAUGGAAUUAAAACAAUUGUUAAAGGAAAAAUUAAUAAAAAAAUUCCUUGGGAAAAAAUACGAGAUUGGCAGCAAACAACGAACAUGCCGAUCGUUAUAGACGAAAGCAACUACAAAGAUGCUGUUACGACCAUUACUCCAACUGUUUUAAUUUCAUAUGAUUCUUAUUGCAGCCUUCUUAUGUUCAGAUCGAAGAAGAAAUGGACUGGAUUGAAGAGAAUCAGACUCCUCACUGCAUAUGCCACUGAUUUCGCGUUCCAAUCCCAAAUUCUUCAAUAUACAAAUUUGACAAUCGAAAAAAUUUUGGAUGAAGACACUCCAAAGUUCAGAAGAUUGAAUGCAAUACUCAGAUAUUGCACUGCACAUCUCCCAGACAUCAAAAUUUGCUCAAAUGAUCUGAAAUCUCCUAUAACUACCGAACAAAUCAUUCUUGAGUCGGCAAAAAUGGAAUAUCCGAAAUUGGAUGGAGAUUUUUCAAACAACAAAGAGUUUUGGAAGCAAAUUUUCACAAUUAAACCUUAUUCUAAGAUUUUGAAGACUCCGAAGGUACCAAUGACCAAGUAUAAGGGUCGUGUAGAGCUUAGAGAUGAUAGUUUCGGUUCAGAUUCGAAGAGAAAAGAAAAAUCUUCAGAUGAAAGGCAAAAUGACUCAGAAUCAGAGACAGAACAUGAGACACGUAGUAAGAAAAAGAAGGAAUCCGAGCAAAUUGAAGAUACUUAUGGCUCUAAAAACAAAGAUGGCUUUUGGAACGUUCAUAACGUAAAAGAAGCUGUUUUUCAUGCGAUGAACUUCGGAAUGCGUGAUUUUGAUAAGGUAAACAUAACCAGAUAUAAACGAGAAAUCCAACAAAUCGUCCAAUUUUGUUAUUACAAGCUCAGAUCGACCGGAAAAGUUCCUGCCGCUUGUAAGUAUAUCCAAGAGCUUCCAGGCAUGAAGUCAAUCCCUAUUUCUCCCGAAAUAGUCAAAGAAGUUGAGAAAAUGAUCGGAAAUCGACAAAUGGUUUACAGUUUUGAACUGGCGUCAUGUGUCAAGGACAUCGUGGAGAGCAAGUUCACCAUAUACAAGAAGCCUUCCCAGACACCUUUACCGCCUACUUCUAAUUGGUCGUACGAAGAUGACAUAAAAUUGAUAAAAACCGUUUACGAUAAAGGUGUAAUAAAUUUCGGACGAGAUUCGGAAUAUAAAGGCUCUUAUGAUAUCAAGACAUAUAUGGUUAGACUUGUUUUAUUUAUUUACAGAAGAAUCAAAAAAUCGUAUUUGGGAGAAAUCGGUGUCAAAGAGAUGAGAUCGAUGUACAAAACAUUAAUCACCUAUGGAUAUCCAAACCAUCAGCUCUUUUUGAACGCAGUUGGAAAUAAUUACCUUGAUUCGAAGCAAUCCUUGCAUUUCCUGCAGUCAAUGCUCCGGUUUUGUACAGAAACAGACUUGAACAAGCGAAAGGAGAUCGCAGCGGCCUUCCCAGAGCGAUUUCAGAAAUAUCAGGUCACAUUAGUCAAACAAAGGCUCUCAGACUUCGAAAGAAUCCGUAAUCUUUCGAAAGAUAUCGCUGGAACAUGCGCAGAGGACUGGGAAUUCUUCAGAGCUUUAGAUAAGCAUGGAUUCUCAAAUUCCUACGUAUCUCCAACGCUUAUAAUCUGCUUGAAUGACAAUCUAAGCGAGAUAAAGCUCAGACAGAGGCUCAAAUCCGAACUUUUGGCGAAUAAUCAUUCCGGUAAGAUAUUAUUCGAAUACAAUGGCCAGAAUUUGGAGCGAUUGCUUCCGAUCAGGCUAAGCGCGAUGAUUAUGCUUGAAAAUCUCGGAAAACUUACUGAUUAUUGCGAUGAUAUUGCUUGUUUCUUCGACGGAUACAGGGUAAGCGUAAUCUGUCCAAGUCUUCUUUCAUUUGAGAAGCUCGUCUUCGUUACUUGCAGGGUAGAGAUCCGCGAAAUGAAGCCGAAGUUCAUUAUCGAGUGUCUCGAAGAUAAAAAGAGGUUCUUUUUUGAGGGGGAUACACCAGAUUCAUGUUGGGAGAUGUACAGAUCCGAAAUCGAGAUGAAACAAGAGACGUCGUGUCCUCAAUUCGAUGGAUACGAAAUGUUUGGUUUCACAACACCAAAUUACCACAAAAUUGUGAAUUGCGUGUUGAAAGAAGACAAAUGCAAAAGCUACAUAAGAAGAACAUUCAAGGAUUUGAACUACAAGUUCUCGCGAGAGAGAAUUCAAAUUGGUCAUUACGCCAGUGUUGAAAAAGUUGUUGAGAAAAAGAAAAUUAACCCUGGAGAUGCAAAAUUUGACUUUUCUUACUUAACAAGAGGAGAAGAAGAGAGUUCAAUGGUUGUUCUCUCGAACCAGUCUAGCUGCUUCAAUGCUCUGAUUGAUCUUUAUUCAUUUGAUGAUGAACUUCAUGUAUAUUAG
Trichomonas vaginalis G3 is the source of this 3816-nucleotide messenger RNA. Its product is annotated as helicase protein. Bases 1 to 3816 code for a protein of 1271 amino acids. Gene Ontology annotation, biological process: regulation of cell cycle. Gene Ontology annotation, cellular component: nucleus. The record is from RefSeq and is a predicted model, not a curated record. The transcript has a single exon. Lineage: Eukaryota; Parabasalia; Trichomonadida; Trichomonadidae.